CAUGACCUAGUUAGGACAAAGAUGGAUUCCAGUCAGAGGAGAAAAAAGGUUCAAAAUGUCAAAGGGAUAACAUCCAGUAUUUUAUCUUCCUUCUUCUCAAUCCUGUCAAUGAGGAAUCAUUGUAAUUUAUCAUAGUCCAUAAAGAGAUGAGGAAAUCAAGUAUAAAGAUCCCUUUGGAACAAAGGAAACCCAUAUUGGCCAUUGAGUCCCAUUUCAGGAAAAUGGCUGCUGAGAGCGCGCUCAGCCCCCUCUCUCUGCUCUCUGUUGAAGGAUUCCUCAGCCGUGCCUCUAAUAGCAGAAGCUAAAAUGGUGCUUUGCUCUGAUUGGCCAGUAGAACUGAUACUGUUAACCAGCCAAUUGCCCAAGCACUGCAAAAUGUCAAGCAAUGGAUGGCACGUAUCUUCAUUCGACUAACACAAAGCUUAAGUAGAAAAUUUAACAGAUUAAUAAUGCAAAACAUGUGUCGGGUAAAUAUGGUAAUGUGCCAUUUUAAAGAGAAAUCAUGGGUUUAAAAUGUCCCCACAUUUGGCAUUUGUACUACAGACAAGUAUCCUGACUAUAGGUUAUAGGUUAUGUGGUAGACGUCGUCAGUCUAUAGCCUUAAAAUGUAUUUGAGGGAUGUUUUAUUGAUGGAAUCAAGUGUAAACAGACUAAACAUUGUUCCUGAGAAGUUGUCCACAAUGACAGAUCUAGAGUCAGGUUUUUUUUAUCAUAAGGAUCACCCUUUCGAUCAGGACUUAAAACGUAGUACUGAUCCGAGAUCUGUGCUUAGACCGAACUUCCAUCGACCUCCUAUGCCCAUCUUGUUUGCCGUCUGAGUAAAUGUAGGCGGUAGAUUCAACACUUAUUUAAUGCUCAAUGUGCGACCAAAUGAGCCACUUUAAUAUCACUUUUAAAAUACAACGAUAUAUUGAAUUAUUGAUGUGUUUGUUUAAAAUGUAUAAUGAUAUUCUAAAAUGUACGCAUAUGUAAAGAACCUCGAAUAUAUAAAAAUAAAAAUAAAAGUCGAAGCGAAAGUGCGAAUGAUAUGAGGGGUAGCGAAGCUCAAUAGUGGUGUAUUGUGGGAGAGACAGAAACCCCAGACUGGAGGCACAAUAUGUGUUGGCUCGCAAAAAGGAGGCAGUAUCCUUUAAAUCAUGUAAUGUAAUCAGUGAGAGGUAAACGAUCUCGCCGUUUGAUUAUUAAAAUUACGUUCGAUCGGACAAAUCAUGUCCAAGCCAGGGGAAAGAAACAGGCUAAACGAAGACCAUGGCAGAAAGCAGAGUUCAAGUUUGCCGAACGGCAUGGAGAACCACCAUCCCGUUUGCAGUUCGGGGGAGAAACGAAGUCACCAUUGGAGAAGUUACAAGUUGAUUAUUGACCCAGCGCUGAAAAGGGGAUCGCACAAACUGUAUCGCUACGAUGGAACGACAUUUAACAUACCCAACCCUGGGAUGCCACCAGUGGAUAUCGUCCGAGACCCGAGAAUCGGUCGUCUCUGGACGAAGUAUAAGGAGACCGAUCUCCCAGUUCCGAAGUUUAAGAUUGAUGAAUGUUACAUCGGCCGUGUGCCUCCCAAGGAGGUGACAUUUGCUAAGCUGAACGAUAAUAUCAGAGAAGGUUUUUUGACUGACAUGUGCAAAAAAUUUGGGGACAUAGAAGAGGUGGAAAUUCUGUACAAUCCGAAGAACAAAAAGCAUUUGGGAAUAGCCAAAGUGGUUUUUGGAACUGUAAAAUCGGCCAAGGAUGCUGUCCAGACUCUACACAACACAUCUGUCAUGGGCAACUUCAUCCACGUUGAGCUGGAUCCGAAAGGUGAGAAUCGGCUUAGGUACUUCCAGCUACUGUUGAAUGGGACAUUCACCCCCCGGACCCUUCCAGUGGGAGGAGAGGAUACCAGGGAAUUGUCCCCUCAUAGCCUGGCUAAGGCUCUUAUGGCCUGUGAACCCCUGCGGCGGCUCUCCGAGAGCAGCUCAUCCGUAGCGGUGGGAGGGACGGUGACCCCGAGCAGCACCGGCACCAACACCACCCCCCUGUCCCAGGAAACGGCCUACUCCAGCCUGCGACAGGACACACCGCAGUCCCAGGGCACGCCUCGGCAGAGCGGCACCCCGUUCUCUCAGGACUCCAACUACUCCAGCCGGCAGUCCACGCCAGCCUACCAGUCCAGCCGGGCCGAAGGCUCCGGGGGUUUCAAGUCUCGGAGACAUGAGAGCAAGUUCCAGGACGCAUACAACCGGAGGCCGGAGAGACGCUACGUCCAUGGCAGUGGGGGGUCAGGGUCCUACCGAGGCAACUCUGAACCGACCGCCUUCAAGCCACACCAGCCCGCUCCUCCCGAACCCCCUCCGGCCGCCGCAUCCUUUGCUCACACCCCUCCUCCACCAACCAGUGCUGGCUUCACAUCUGCGUUUUCCCCUUAUCAGCAGCCCCCUGUGCCCCCUGCUUUCCCCCCCUCCGAGCCUCCGUUCCAGCAGCCUCCCCAGCGGCGGCCCCCCCAGCCCCCCCCGGCCCCUGCCACCGAUGUCAUACCGGUCAAGGACAAGCCAGGCACUCCCCCCGUUCCAGAACCGCCACCUGAACCCAAGGCCCCCCCCAGCACGCCCCCUGGCCGUACCCCGGAUCACUGCCCCCCCUCCCCUGGGACACCCACCCUGGAGUCAGAGCGAAAUAGCCUGGAUUCCCGUAUUGAGAUGCUCCUGAAGGAGAAAAGGACAAAGCUUCCUUUCCUCCCCGGAGGCGACUCAUCGGACACUGAGGUGCGUAUGGACGGGAGCCCCAUCUCGUCCUCUUCGUCCCAGCUCUCGCCCAUUCCUCCUUUCGGGGGCGUCCACACCUCUCGGCCCCCCAGCACGGGCUUGGAGGAUGUCAGCCCCACUCCCCUGCCUGACUCGGACGACGAGGAGCCCGUCCCUGGAACAGGCCUGCUCAUCAAGAGGCUCGGCUCUCCAGUCCCGAUCCCCGGGAAGAACGCCAGUGACCUGAAGGAUGGUCACCUUGGAAACCAUACUCCAACAGAAAAGGUGGAGAGCCAUCAGUCCUCUGGGGAGGAUAUGGAGAUCUCGGACGAGGAAGACGUACCCGGCACACCGACGCACAGCGGCGACUGUGCCAAGGGCAUCGUGGUCAACUCGGCCGUGUCGCCCAUGCAGCCCAUCCCCCUCCCGCCCCCCGGCUUCCCCCCUCUACCUCCUCAGGCCGGCUUCGGCCUCCCCCACCAUCUCUCCGCCGUCCCAGGCCCGCACCCUCACCUGGCGCCAGGAGGGCCUCACCCCAUGCUGCCCCACCUCUACCCACCUGGCAUGGUGCCCAUGAUGCAGAUGGAGCUGAUGAGUUGCCUGCCUCAAUGGGGCAGCGUUCACAUGUCCUUCCAGAUGCAGACCCAGAUGCUGAGUCGAAUGGCCCAGACCCGCGGGCCCUACCCCUACCCGCACUUCAUGACCGCGGGAGGGGCGGCCGCAGCCGGGUCGGCUGCCAUGCAGUUCGGGGGUCCCUACCCGCCCUUGUCGAUGAGCAGCACCCCGGCUGCCAGCGCGGGAGGCCACGCCCAGCAGCCCUGGCCCCACCCCUCCCUGCCUAAGUUCAACCCUGCCGUCCCCCCGCCGGGCUACGAGGUGAAGAAGGAGGACCCUCACAAGGCCACCGUGGAAGGGGUGCUGUUGGUCAUCGUUAAGGAGCUGAAGGCCAUCAUGAAGAGGGACCUGAACCGCAAGAUGGUGGAGGUGGUGGCCUUCCGGGCCUUUGACGAGUGGUGGGACAAGAAGGAACACUCCGCCAAGGCGUCCCUGACCCCAGUGAAGACCGGUGAGGGGAAGGAGGAGGAGAAGGAGAAGCCCAAACCCAAAGAGACCUUGGGCUCCAGUCUCCUGGAAAACUGGAACAAGGGAGAAGGCCUCGGCUAUGAGGGCAUGGGCCUGGGCAUCGGCCUACGAGGAGCCAUCCGCCUUCCCUCCUUCAAGGUGAAGAGGAAGGACCCUCCUGAAGCCACCUCCACCGGAGACACUAAGCGAGCCCGGCCCUCGACCCCCGUGGACGAUGAGCUGGAGGACAUAGCGGAGCUUCCCGAGGAUGACUCCAGGGUGGACGAGGACAGCGCGGCAUCGCGGAGGCGACACUCCCGGCCGCUGGAGCUGGACAGUGAGGGAGAGGAGGAAGUGGAGACCUCCGAGAAGGAGGAGUCCCUGUCCGACAGGGAGGAGGAGCCUGAUGAGACAGAAGCCUCUGAGAGGUUGUCGUCUAGCAAGGACAGUGGAGACGAAGAGGAUGAUGAGGAAGAAGACGAGGCAGCUUCAUCCAGUGAUGGUGAAUCAUCAGAGUCGUCUGAUGAGGACGUUGCCAGUUCAGCAUCUUCUAAAGCAAACUCUGACUCCUCUGCGAGCGGGGACUCCUCCGAUUAUGAAUCCUCUUCGGAGGAAGAAGAGGAGGAGGAGGAAGAGGAGGCAGUCGAUGUGGAGAGCCUAGCUGAUAAAGAUGAGAACCGGGUUCAGACCUCUUCGUCCUCCUCAUCCUCCUCAUCCUCCUCGUCUGAGGACGAGGCAGAGCCCAAGGCCCCCAGCACGCCCCUAGGCCCUCCCCCAGACGAUGAGCCCUCAGAGCUGUCUGGUGUGGAGGACCACAGUCCCAGGGAGGGGCUGAAGCCCAACCACAGAGCCCUCAUGGAGGAGGAGGCAGUGGAGCCUGGCCUGUCCAGCCUGGAGGACCUCCGGCCCCCUUCCCCCAAAGGAGUCCCAGCCGACGAACCGGAUAUUUACCUGGAAGUCGUCGUCCCCAUAUUGAAAACGGAGCCGGAUGAUGUCACCAACCUGCGGCCGCCCACUCCGACAGGCUCCCUGGCUGACAGCGACCAGGAUGCCCAACCAAAGGCCCACCUGGAAGACCUGCCAUGUACGCCAGGUAGAGGGGCUCCCGCGUCCCUGGAGCCCGACACAGCCCUACUUCGAUCCCUAGCCGUCCCUCUGACACACCUACCUCUUCCCCCUACUUCCGGCGCGGGGUGCCACGCCCUACUUCUCCCGCCCCCCGGCCCUCUGCCGGAUCUCCACUUCAGGGCCAGGUUAUCCACGGACGAGGAUUUGCCCCGGACCCCGGGUAGAGACCUUAUGGACAGGACCAGGAGCCUGGGCAAGUCCCAGAGCAGCACAGACACAGUGCCCAUCACGCCAGGCGGCGAAGCUCCCCUGACCGGAAGCAGCCUGGCUAGCCUCAGCUCCCCCCACAUCUCCGGCAGCCCUUUCUCUUACCCCGCCCAGUCCCCCAACCUGAGUGCAGGCAUCCCCCGAACCCCGGGCAGAGAUCUGACCUUCACCCCUGUCUUCCCAGACCCCAACGCCAUGGCCCCCGGGCUGCCCCUGCACCGGAAAGAAAGCCCGCUGUUCAAAGAGCCUCCUCUCGGCAUCCCGGCCAGCCAGACCCCGGCCUUUGGCGCCCUCCAGGGAGAGGCCUUGACCAGCGUGCCGAAAGACCUGCCAGCUGUCCCCGCCGUGGACCUCCCUGUGCCCCCUGAUGUGACACCCCCCAAGAGAAAGCCCGGUCGACCUAAGAGUAAAAAGGCUUUGGCGGCACUCGCUUCACCGAAAACGGAGUCCAUGGAGCUCUUGGUGACCCCCGCCAUCAUGCCGCCCUCACUGCCCCAGGACGCUCAUCUCACGGAGCUUUCCGCCAACAUGGCUGCUGCGGCCACCUUCCCCGACAUCCCCAGCCGCUCCGGCCUGGACUCCUCCGUGCUGGGCCUGGAUCUCCGGGAAGGAGAAAUGGAGCCCAAUACAGUUCUCCCGCCCGACGACCGCUGCCUCCGCUACGACGACGAGGAGUCCAUUCAGAAGCCACCGCGGAAGGCGCGGCGAGGUUGGGAGGAGCUGCUGCUGGCCAGCCACUCGCCUGUAACCACGCCACCGCGGCUCCACUACCACCCACGCUCGGAGUUUGAGGAGAUGACCAUCCUGUACGACAUAUGGAACGACGGGAUCGAUGAGGAGGACAUUCGGCAUCUGCAGGUCACCUACGACAAGAUGCUGCAGCAAGACAACGGAAACGACUGGCUGAACGACACUCUGUGGGUCCAACACCCUCCUACCAACAUCCCGGCGGUGAAGAGGAAGAAGAGGGACGAUGGCAUGAGGGAUCACAUGACUGGCUGUGCCCGUAGCGAGGGCUACUACAAGAUCGACAAGAAGGACAAGAUCAAAUACCUAAACAGCAACCGGCACCUGCUGGAGGAGGGGCCUGUUGACAUGCAGGGCAUGAGUAUUCCCGCUCAGCCUCUGGUCUCCACCAGAGCUGGCUCUGAGCGCCGCUCUGAGCAGCGCCGCCUGCUGUCCUCUUUCAGCUGUGACAGUGACCUGCUCAAGUUCAACCAACUGAAGUUCCGUAAGAAGAAGAUCCGGUUCUGCAAGUCGCACAUCCAUGACUGGGGCCUGUUUGCUAUGGAGCCAAUUGCUGCUGAUGAGAUGGUGAUUGAGUACGUGGGACAGAACAUCAGACAGGUGAUUGCCGACAUGAGGGAGAAGCGCUAUGAGGACGAGGGCAUCGGAAGCAGCUACAUGUUCCGGGUGGACCAUGACACCAUCAUAGAUGCCACAAAGUGUGGAAACUUCGCUCGCUUCAUCAACCACAGCUGCAAUCCCAACUGCUACGCUAAGGUGAUCACAGUGGAGGCCCAAAAGAAGAUUGUUAUUUACUCCAGACAACCCAUCAACGUCAAUGAAGAGAUCACCUAUGACUACAAGUUCCCCAUCGAGGAUGAGAAAAUCCCCUGCUUGUGUGGGGCAGAGAACUGUAGGGGAACGUUGAACUAAAGUUUGCCCCCCCCCCCCCGGAAAACUACUAGCACUGUCUCAACAACAGUUGUCCCCAUACCCUGGUGUCAAACAACAAAAAGCCAUGCCAAAAACACGAGCACAGAAGAGUGGGAAAAGCAGGGGAUGAAACCAACACAUCGCCGGGAUACAGUGCAGCUAACUAUUUGGGACUCUUUUUAUACAUGCAGAUAUUUACUCAAGAUUGUUUACGAUUCCAGGUGCUCUUUAAAACAUGGGUUUUCUACUCCUCCAGUGACCCUUGCAUUUCCACAACAUGGUACCAUCUUGCUUCCUGGUGCAGCACUCUUCAUUGUCCCUCUUCCAUUAAGCUUGGUUUAUCACAGCUCUGGUCUUGAUUUGAACACUUAAACUACUCCCCUGGUUCUCAUAAGCUUUCUAGAGACAAUAUGUAGUGCAUAGCCCUCAUUAUAAUUCUACAGACAGACACACACUCACACGUUGGUUUUACUAACAAAAUACGGUCCACCUAUUUAGUAUCACUGAAUGAACACUUACCCUAACCUUAACCUCAAUGACCUAACCCUAAAUUAACCUUACCCUGACUCCUAAACCUACCACUCUAUGCCUAAGCUUAACCCUAAUUCUGAACCUAUUUCUAACCCUAACUAACCCUAAUCCCUAAACUAAACCCCAAGUCAGAUAAAGCUUGGCAAAGUGGGGACUGGACAAAUGUCCUCGCUUUGCAUGAUUUUCCUUAUUUUACUAUCGUAGUUAGGCACUAAAGUAGUAGAACAGGAACACACACACACACACUUCUAGCUGCUCAUUUAUACUGUUCACACGCACAAUUAAAACACUUGUAUCUGUGGGAGGGACACAUACUCCCUAAUGGGAGAUGGCACUGUUCUCACCAGGUGGUGGUUGUAAUGACACAGAGAGGAUGUAGAUUUGGACUCCUGAGAGCAGGGAAGUCUUCACUAGCUAAAGCCCCCCCCCCCCCACACAUGUUUUAAAAGAAAUGCAGAGUGGAUAUGAAAUGAAAGCUACAAAAUGGUUCGUUCAAUCAUUUCUAGAGAUGAAUCCUCACCUCCCCAUACCAGCAAACUGUAUGUAUGCUGCUGUCUUAUUUUAUGCAAAGUCAAGGAAUCCAUUUUCAGAGAUUCACACAUGGUAUUACGGCUCCCCCAGAAGUGUUCCCAUCCUUUCAGUUGUCCUUUAGAAGUGAUCCCUCUUGCUGCGUUGUCUUCCCUCAAAACACUGUUCAAGUGUUUGUGCAGGUGUGAAUGUGAGAAAGGGGGGGGGGGGAAUGAGUGAUUGUGCUGCCCUCUGUAGGACAUACUGUAGAAAUGGUGAUUGGGGAAAGAACGCAAGAUGGGUACCUUUCACAGUAAUUAAAAUGUAUACCUUUACACCAAAUUCUAGUGUAGUAUAGUGUUUCCAAAAGUGACCCUAGGCUCAUAAUUCAUUCCACGACAAAAUUAUUUCACCGUACGUUGAGACAGUGCUAAUUGAAGAAUGCAGACUUGAAAUGUUUCGACUUCACAAUGCCUUUUCACCACACACCGUGAUAUCCUUUCAAUGUCAGGUGGCUGGUUCUGGUUGUAGAAGGGAUACACAAGUGAUUUACCAUUCAAGACUGUUAAAAAAAAAAAGAAGUUCUGAUCAGUACAGCUGAUAGGCAAUUUGCAAUCCAGACUCUAGUAUUAUGAGGUUUAGGUUAUCCAGUGCUGUCUGGAAACCAACCAACUGCCCCUUGCAUUUCCAGUGUUUGCUGUUGCACACAAGCACAGAAACACCCUGACGGGGCAACAGUGUUUCUGAAAGCUGUCGCUUGCAGCCGUGUUCAUGCGCACUAUCGCACUGUCCUCCUUUAGUCUGUGUGAAUGUUUGUAUUGUAUGACAUGAAUGCUCGUGGUGUACAGUGUUGUUCCGCUUCACUGUCCGGUGGCGUUUUGGGAAUCCCUGGUUUAGGUGUUUUCUCCCCCCCCACGGUGCUUGUUUAGCUUUGACAUGAUGGGGUCCUGUUAAUACUGUUAGCGCAGUAUUCUACUCACCGUACAGAAGUGUAUUUCAGUCUAAUAACUUGACAGACCUCACGCUAUUCUCACCGCCACACUAAGAAUCCAUUCAUUCAGUUUCAUGGAUCAUUGCUGUUUGUGAAUGCACUAGAGGCUUGCACUUCUGCUUACCUUCCUACCCAAUUAGAACUCUGAAGACCAAGUCAUUCCUUGCUUCUCGUUCAGUUGGACAGCUCACACAGUAGGAGUCUUUUUUUUUUUUUUUUUUUUUUUAAAACAACUGAUGUUUAUAUUGUACAGGAUCAUUGUAUAGAAGACUGUAAGCUUUUUUUUUUUAAUUGUCACGGGGAAUACUUAAAAUGAUGCAUCUUUCCUUUUAACAAAAAAGACUAUUUAAAGUGGUAUUUUCAGGGAUCAGUGAAAACAAAAAGGAAUCUGUAAAAAAUACAAAUAAGUGUUGAAUUGUUUAUUUAAGGCAAAGGUGCAUCUUGUACAGAAAAAAAAUCUUCCCUUUGAAAGAUUGUUUCUUGUAGAAACUUCUUCAUUUUCUGCCCAUUUCCUUUGUAAUCUUAAAAUGUGUAAAUACUUUAUCUGUGAAUAUAUAUAUUUUUGUUUCUUGGGAUUUGCUACAGAGAUACAGCUCGGAGAUCUAUGGAUCAGAUAAAGCUGAUGAACGUGGAGCUGGUGGCAGUAUUGUCGGCUUGUGUCAAGCUUUCUUUUUAUUUUCUGUUGUAAAUUCUAUGAAAUCUUGUUUGCAGUGUGGAGAAAGGAAAAAAAAAAAAAA
This is a messenger RNA of Esox lucius (northern pike), 9539 nucleotides long. RefSeq names its product SET domain containing 1B, histone lysine methyltransferase a (gene setd1ba). Gene Ontology annotation, cellular component: Set1C/COMPASS complex. Gene Ontology annotation, molecular function: RNA binding; protein binding; histone H3K4 methyltransferase activity. NCBI's taxonomy places the organism in Eukaryota, Metazoa, Chordata, Actinopteri, Esociformes, Esocidae. The transcript has 17 exons. The coding region runs from base 1209 to 6773 and encodes 1854 amino acids. The record is from RefSeq and is a predicted model, not a curated record.